UUAUUUAUAAUAAAUUGUUUUUUUCGUUGAUCAGCUUUAUACGAUCUUAUUAAUUUUAGUAAAUUUGCAGAUCAAUAAUAUACAGUAUUCGAAUUGACGUGUGUAUUGCGUAUCUUAUUUAUAUGGUAACGGGCAGAGAGAACCACGCAUUUCGACGCGUGACAGAUUCACGGAUGCUUGCGACAGUCGACGAUCAAAACAAUGACAGAGGUCGAGUAGCUGUUAGCAUUAGCACCUGUGGUGGAAUAACAGUUUCCUGCCGUUCUUUACGUGAGUUUCGACAAAAGCCCGUUUAUCACAGAUUAGGAACAUAGGUCAGGUUACAGCAUAUAUGUUUACAAGGCUUCAGCCUCACGCAGAUAGCAGAGCUAAGCUGGUAACGGCCUAGAAAAACUUGCAUGGUGUUUGAGUACUAUCGCAUCACGAAGCAAGCGGUCGUGGAUGUACGCGGAGUGCACACGGAAUCCUCUAUUUGAUAAACUAGCAAAAACAAUAAAUCACGGGUGAACACACAGCAUUCCAAACACUAUAUUUGUCCUUUACACUGAAGGAGACUUUAAUAUAACGAGACUGUGUAUAGGCAGAAGUCAUGGAAUCGAAAGCAAGAAAUCGAAUUAAUAACGACUAUACCAAGUUUUUCUACGCGACGAUGUGUCACGUUUGCAAACGGUUUGGCGACGGCGUCCUUUUAAAGAGGUGCGGUGACUGCAGGAUGAUCUCCUAUUGUGGUAAAGAACAUCAGAAGCAGCACUGGGAGCAGCACAAACCUUUGUGCGAAGCCAUACGGGACAUGCCGCGAGACUACAGGAUGGAUUAUCGCGGUGAAACUGCAGAGGAAUGGGCCAAAAAGAAGAUGUUCUUCGCGCAGCUAGUGUCGUCCAGGCUGGGACGUCGCCUGCAUGUGGAUGAGAAGGAGAUUAUCUAUUUUCCAAAAGAGUGUCUAGUUUGCCACGAACGGGAGUCGUUGGAGAGUUGUCAGAAGUGUGCUGCCAGCUUUUGUCAAAUUCACAAAAACAACCCUGACCACUGGGGCAUCUGCGCUCCCCUGCAACUACGUUUUUACAUAGAUUUAAAUGAGAUAGGAAAGGGAAACGGACUUCCGGAUAUUCCUGUCGUGCGGGAAGAUACUUCCUGCACUAGUACAUUUCAGAACAUGAGAGACUUUAUAGAGGCUCGUUGGAAUAUUCAGACUGACUCGCAGAUGUUGUACGAUGUCAGGGUGGGCGAACUCUCAAGAGAUCUGACGUGUCCCUUGACGCUGUUUUAUGCUGUGAAAUUGUUAAACUAUGAUUUAAAAGGCACAUUUUUAGUCAUUCAUAUUGUAGGUGCAACGUGCAUCGACAAAGCUUUGGUACGGAAGUGGAAAUUUUUUCAGAUGUUAAUGAAGAGACUGAUAUCAAUAAAGAUUGUAAUGAUAGGGCCGGGCUUAAAACAUAAAUUCGAUCCGUUACGCACUGAUGACUUUCUUGGGGAAAACAAAUAUUUGUUUUUUGAGUACCACGAUGUGUCAUACGAGAAAUAUGUGCGCAGUUCGUCAUUCAAAAAACCGAACUUGAUUUUUGGAUUUUCUGUGACUAUUGAUGAGAAAGAUAAGGAUUAUGAGGAUCUUGUCUUUAAUAAGGAUAUAUCGGCGCCAUCCAUACAAGCGUUAGCGAAACAGAAUUGUCCGUUCGUCUUAACGUUUACUGUGCUACAAUGUUUUCAGGAGCAGAUAAACAAAAUAAACACAAUCCUGGGUAAGGAGGUAGAUUAUCUGUAUAAGGGAAAGAACCCAUUUGCCGAAUGUACACCGCAAAGAGGCUUUGGGUACGUAAACUACGUUAAUCAGUAUUUAGUUAUUUACCGAAGUCUUUGUUCGUAAAUGAUAUGCGUAAUUUAAGUUACCGAUACAAACUGAAGGCUGUGUUUCAUGCCGAAAAAAACGUUGCGCCUGCGAAAUGAAAGAAUAUGAGUUAAAUGGAAUUUUACGUUUAAAAAAUGCAACGGAAGGGACACAGAGAUAACUGUAUGAACUAUAACCGCGAAUCGCAACGCGUUAUCACGAAAUAAACUGCAAAAGAUUGAAAUCCGACAUUCCGGAAUGUCUUAUACUUAUAUUUAUAAUCCAAGAAGCCAUUAUUUACUUGUUGAAUUGAUUAUCUUAUAUCUUAUAUAGUACAGCAUAUAAAUGGAUUAUAAAUAUAACAGGAGUGGAUGUGGUAACGUCAAAUAUUAUUACAAUAGUUUUUAGUUCUGUUUGUAAUGAAGACAAACCUUUUCGAUAAUUUUUAUAAUAAAAUUUAUAUCUUUGUAAUAAAUAUGUAUCAAGCAUCUAUAUAUGAUGGUAAUAAUUAUUUCUGUUUCGAUAUUUUCUGAUAUCACAUGUGUGAAAGGCCGACAGCUUCUUGUGACAGUCUUUGAUCGUAAAUAAUGGCAGAGAUUGAGUGUGUGGUCCUGGCUUCCUAUCCUUCUUUACGUGCAGAAAGUACAAUAAGUGCAUGUAAAAGGAACAAAGUGAACAGACCUUGAAUCAUCUGAUUUCGAGAUUCGAGAUUCGAGACGUGAACGACUGAGCACUGAGCAGUGGGCUCCUUUCAAGUUGUCGGAUCGUAUAAUUGGAAUUGAUUGGAACAAGCGUGAUCGAAUCACCACAUAGAU
Messenger RNA from Temnothorax curvispinosus, 2637 nucleotides. RefSeq lists its product as uncharacterized. The transcript has 5 exons. Gene Ontology annotation, cellular component: extrinsic component of mitochondrial inner membrane. The coding region runs from base 590 to 1861 and encodes 423 amino acids. The record is from RefSeq and is a predicted model, not a curated record. NCBI's taxonomy places the organism in Eukaryota, Metazoa, Arthropoda, Insecta, Hymenoptera, Formicidae.